Anoplopoma fimbria (sablefish) is the source of this 521-nucleotide messenger RNA. Its product is annotated as late histone H2A.2.2-like. The transcript is spliced from 2 exons. Gene Ontology annotation, cellular component: nucleosome. Bases 71 to 487 code for a protein of 138 amino acids. Gene Ontology annotation, molecular function: DNA binding; structural constituent of chromatin; protein heterodimerization activity. Lineage: Eukaryota; Metazoa; Chordata; Actinopteri; Perciformes; Anoplopomatidae. The record is from RefSeq and is a predicted model, not a curated record.
AAGCAGCAUUCUUUGUUUCAGUGUUUAGCUGCUGUCGCAACUGGAAGGAAGUGCAGAAUACUGAUUAAAGAUGUCUGGCCGUGGAAAGAAAGCUGCACCCAAACCAAAAUCUCAUGUAUCCCGGUCUGCCAGAGCAGGGAUCACUUUCCCAGUGGGCCGUAUCCACAGGUUUCUAAAGAAGGGCCACUACGCCGAACGAGUUGGCAACGGCGCAGCAGUAUACUUCGGAGCCGUCCUGGAGUAUCUCUGCGCAGAAAUCCUGGAGCUGGCAGGAAAUGCCUGUCGUGACAACAAGAAGCACCGCAUCGCUCCUCGCCACAUCUUGUUGGCAGUGAAAAAUGACGAAGAGCUCAACAGACUGCUGGCAGGGGUCACGAUCUCGGAAGGUGGCGUCAUCCCGAAUAUCCAGGCAAGCCUUCUUCCCAAGAAGACUAAGGUGUCUAAGGAUGACAGCCCAGCCAAAGAUGUUGAGUCCCAAGAGUUUUAAUUGUGAAUGUACAAGUUUUUGCAAAUGUUAUAUA